CGGACCUUCCUUCUCCUUUUGAGACGUUCACGCAGAGCCCAAGAUGAAGGUCGAGUUUGCUCCGCUCUCCGUGCCACUGCAGAGGAGGCUUCAGACAGCAUCGGUGGUUCAGUGGGUCUUCAGCUUCCUAUGUCUAGCACAGUGCUGCACAGCUGUCUUCAUCACCCUCUUCUUCACGCGUUUUUGGCUGGUUAGUGCCCUCUACACAGCAUGGUGGUUCAUAGACAGGGAAAAACCCAGCAAGGGUGGGAGGCGGAUCCACACCAUCCGGAACAGCGUCGUCUGGAGGUACAUGAGGGACUAUUUCCCCAUCACGCUGGUGAAGACGGCGGAGCUGGACCCUAGGCAGAACUACCUGAUGGGAUUUCAUCCCCAUGGGGUCCUGGCAGCAGGAGCCUUUCUCAAUUUCUGCACAGAGGCAUCGGGCUUUUCCACACUCUUCCCGGGCAUCACCCCACAUCUGAUGAUGCUCUCCCUGUGGUUUCGCAUCCCAUUCUUCAGGGACUACCUGAUGAGCGGAGGCCUUGUUUCCUCCGACAAGGAGAGCGCAUCCUAUGUGCUGCAGAAGCCGGAGGGUGGGAACAUGCUGGCCAUCAUCGUUGGAGGGGCACAGGAAGCGUUGGACGCCCGGCCGGGAUCCUGCACCUUGCUGCUGAAGAACAGAAAGGGAUUCGUCCGCCUGGCCAUCGAGCAUGGCACCCCGCUGGUCCCCAUCUUUUCCUUUGGGGAGAACGACCUCUUUGAGCAGGUGAAGAACCCCAAGGGCUCCUGGCUGCGGCGGCUCCAGCACUGGCUCCAGCAGAUCAUGGGCAUCUCCCUUCCCCUCUUCCACGCGCGAGGCAUCUUCCAGUACAGCUUCGGGCUGGUACCUUAUCGGCGGCCCAUCUGCACUGUAGUUGGGAAGCCAAUUCCAGUGCAGAGGAAGCACAGACCCUCCAAGGAAGAGGUUGAUCAAGUCCAUCAGAAAUACCUAAAUGAAUUGUGCAAGCUCUUUGAGGAGCACAAAGCUAAAUAUAACAUCCCAGAAGACAGACAUCUGGAAUUUAUAUAGGGCUCUUCAAGGAAGGUGAAACCAUGGAGAUCAAGAUCCAAGUUUUUCCCUAUCUCUGGAGCUAUUUCACAACCUCAGCUUAGUCACAGUUGACAUAUGGUCUGUACAGUGUAGGUAGAAGGAUUUGAUUUUUUCCCAGCAUUUGCAUGGGUGUAAGGCCAGAGUUUUAUUUUUUUUCUCUCUGUAGGACAGAUAAAAGAUAUGAAGAAGAAGAAAAAAAAUCCCACCUGCAGUUAGCACUACUGAAGCUCCCCAGCAGAAAACUCACACUUCCAGUCUGGCUUGGAGGCCAGUUUUUUAAGAUAUUUCCAAGCAGAUAUGAAUUAUUGAAAGUUUCCUUUGCAUUAUUUUCAUUCAGAAAUGGGAUGAUGAGCCAUAAUUUCUGCUGAAUGCAUGUUUUUUUUUUAAAGUAUAAUUUGUCUAGAUCAACAAGCGAUCAUUGUUUGCGUGAUGCUCUUCAUGUCUUUAAUUGCUCUGGGCUCUUUUCUCACUACCUGAAACAUGAUUUAUCAGAAAGCUCAUACUGCCAGCAUGAUACCAGGCACCUGAUGCUGUACCCCACUGGGGUAAAAGAAAUAAAACAUUUAUAAAGGGCGAAGGCUCAUCCUGAGGGUUAACCCUAUCUGGGAUCCAGGAGUUCUGCUUAGAAUUUUAUCAAUUUAACCCCAGACACCCCUGCAUGGGAACACCUUGGAUAAGUCAUCAGCUAUGGCAGCGCUGUCACUGUGCAUUUAAUUUUACAAACAAGGCCACUUGCUAAGGGGAGAGCAUGGCCAAGAGAAGGGCGAAGUGAUUUGGGACAGGAAAUAUGGCUCAUAAAGCCACGUUUGGCAGGUGAUCAAGGCAUUAAAUAGCUGCUUUUUCUUGAUAUCCA
This is a messenger RNA of Tyto alba (common barn owl), 1925 nucleotides long. RefSeq names its product monoacylglycerol O-acyltransferase 2 (gene MOGAT2). Gene Ontology annotation, molecular function: diacylglycerol O-acyltransferase activity; 2-acylglycerol O-acyltransferase activity. Gene Ontology annotation, biological process: triglyceride biosynthetic process; diacylglycerol biosynthetic process. NCBI's taxonomy places the organism in Eukaryota, Metazoa, Chordata, Aves, Strigiformes, Tytonidae. The transcript has 6 exons. Gene Ontology annotation, cellular component: endoplasmic reticulum membrane. Bases 44 to 1051 code for a protein of 335 amino acids. The record is from RefSeq and is a predicted model, not a curated record.